CGCCCCGCAGCCCCUGUGCGCUUUCCCGCGGCCCUUCGGCCGCGGCUCGGAGCUCGCUAGGGAACUCGCCCACUAGGCGCUCCCAUCCGCUCCUUCCCUUCCGUCUUCCCCCUCCCCAGCUUCUGUUGGCCGCGAUUGCGCACGCGUGCCGACGCCCCCUGUGGCCCCGCGCAGGAGGAGGGAAUGGGAAUGAGGCCGGGCCCUGCCGCUCGCGGGGCUCCCUUGUCCCCUCCCCUCCGCUCCCAGGCAGCCGGUCCAGUGGGUCCUAGGGCUCCGCCGCAGAAGCUAAAGCCGCAGCAACUGCGGCCGAGGAGGGAGGGGUCCAGAGCCCCGCCCCCGGGAGGGGCGCCGGCAGAUCCCCCUGUAUCCUGCACUUCCCCAACUACGCAGAGGAUGAAAUUUAACACGAAGGACACGGUCGAUGCAGAGGCAAUGGACUGAGUAGAGGGUAGAAGCCUGGUAAAGCUGCCUCCUGGACGUUCCUGUGCCAGCAAGAUGUUGGAGCAAGGUGCAAAGUCCCAGGCCCAGAGCACAGAUCCUAGCCCCUCUGGCAAGGACCCUGCAACCAAAGGAGAUCUCCACCAGGACCCACCGCAGAAACCCAGCCAGUCUGGUCCAGGGCCCACUGCAGUGGGGGCUGCGCCUUCCCGGCCACGCCGGCGGCCUCCGCCUCAGCGCCCACACCGCUGCCCCGACUGCGACAAGGCCUUCUCCUACCCAUCCAAGCUGGCCACGCACCGUUUAGCACAUGGCGGCACCCGGCCCCACCCAUGCCCUGACUGCCCCAAGGCCUUCUCCUACCCAUCUAAGCUGGCAGCACACCGCCUCACGCACAGUGGCGCCCGCCCGCACCUGUGCCCACACUGCCCGAAGGCUUUUGGCCACCGCUCCAAACUGGCUGCCCAUCUUUGGACGCAUGCGCCCACCCGCCCCUAUCCGUGCCCUGACUGCACCAAGUCCUUCUGCUACCCCUCCAAGCUGGCGGCCCACCGCCACACACACCAUGCCACCGAGGCUCGCCCCUAUCCUUGCCCACACUGCCCCAAGGCUUUCUCGUUCCCCUCCAAGCUGGCUGCCCAUCGACUGUGUCACGACCCCCCAACCACACCGAGCAGCCAGGCCGCCAGCCGCCACCGAUGCUCCACCUGCGGCCAGGCUUUUGGCCAGAGACGCCUCCUGCUUGUGCAUCAACGGGGUCACCACCAAGCGGAGGGUCAGGGGGAAAGAGAAUGAGCCCUCCUGGUGGCUCACAUGCCGCUCUGCUGCCUGCCCUGUUAAUGAUGAGGUGGGAUUCCCAUGCGGACUGUACAGAUUCGCCUCUUCCAGAGAGCUGGCAGGAGGAGACUGGCCGUUUACACCAGGCCUGACAGUAGAAGGCUGGGGAACUGUGCUGAUGGUUAGGUGUCAACCAGACUUAGUACUGGGUCCAAAACUACGGACAUGGACCUAUGUAUGGUUUGCCAGUGCUGGCGCUGUCUGACUCUCCCCUCCCACUUCUAUGGCAAAGGUAAAAAGUCUGCACAUAUCCUGGGUUAGUAAAGAAUGUGGGCAAACAGGCUCUCUUUAUUGUGUUGAAAGUUUAACUUGAUGACCCCACCUUGGCCAUAAGACACACACUUGCCUGCUGAAACUAUUCCACCUGUAGGAAUGUAUCCUAUAAACUGAAGCAUGAGGAAAGGUCAUCAAGGUAAAGAUGUUCACUGUGGCCAGAUUGGAAACCGCCCAUGUGUCCACCAGGGGCGCCAGCUAUGAAUGACAAUGCUGCCACGGAAUGGAAUAUACAGGUGUAGGAAGGUCACCGCUCCGUACACUGAUGGGGAAAGAGCCGGGAGAAUGCAAGGGGAUGCAGGAAGAACAAAGGGCACGCACCCGACAGAAAUGAAUCAUCAGAAAGCCUACCCUUGGAGCCAGCCCUGACCACUCCUUAGGAGUUGUGAGUCCCUGGACCAACAAUGUCACUUCUCUGGACUCAUGCCUUACCUGUAAAAUGAGGUCACAAGUCACUGGUAAGGGGCAAGCACCAUCUCAGGCAAGGCCAUUUCCCUUUUGGAUCUGUCACUGCACCCUAAAAUAAGGAUGAGCAGCCCAGCAUAGGACCGCUCUUUGAUCCAUAGAUAUGUAUCAAGCACCACUGUGUGCUGUACCCUGCAGGGGACAUUAGGGACACAGCAGUGGUGACAGACUUGAUCUAGGGAGGACAGUGGACACUAAUCAAGUAGUGGCCCCAAAAAGGCAUGGUGAUCCAAUCCUGUAGUCUCCACAGUUUGGGAGGCUGAGGCAUGAGGAUCAAAAGUCCCAGCCCAAUCUAGUCAACUCAGCAAGACCCUAUAUCAAAACGGGAGGGCUGGGGAUCUAGAUCCGUGGUGGAACUCCUGCCUAGCUGUGCUAGGCCCUAGGUUCAAUCCCCACUACCAAGGGGGAAAAAAGGCCAAAACCUUUUAUGAAAAGUGUGGGAACCUCGUCUUACCCUUGUUCCCAAGAUAGAAUUAUAAGGCUGUACUAGUGAAACCUGUAGUGUUGGCCUGGGAUCAACCCAAUGGGAACUGAGAACUCAAACAGACCUGCAUUUAUACUGAUAGACAACAAACCCCACCUGUAGAUAAGGGGUCUGAGAAUGUAUAUGCUGAUCCUGCCCCCGUCUUCCUGGUUCUGAGCCUUUAUACUGUUUUAUUUUUUGAGAUAGUCUUGGUAAGUUGCCCACGCUGCUCUUGAACUUGCAGGCUUCCUGUCUGGGGUUAUAGGGGUGAGCCAUUGUGCGCAGCCCAGUAGUAUGUAUUCUUAGGUUUACGGGCCAUACUGUCUGCCAGUGAACUUACUGCUAAACACAGUAUCAUACGUAAGUGGAGGGGUGUGGCUCUGUUCUAAUAAAACUGCAGCAAGUUGGUGGGCUAGAUUUUGCCUCUGGGCUUCAAUUUACCAACCACUGCUGUAGCUAAGUAGGGAAAGUACAGACUUUUAUCAGUAAAUGAGGCCACAACAUAUGGGAAGAAAGUUAAAUGGACUCCUAUGGUGUGGAGCAUUGCCCCAUAAAUAUACUUUAGUAUAAUCCCCAGAACCUGUGUGUUAGUGUACACAAGCAAAGAGGACAUUGUAUAUGUUUAAGGGUCCUCUCUUGAGAGCAGGAGAUGAACUUGGCUAUUUGAGUAGACCCAAUGUGAUCGUAAGGGUCUUUCCAUGAGGGCAGAGAGACAGUGUACCUGUGGAGGUAGAGAUCAGAGUGCUAAGAAAUUUGGGCAGCCCAUAAAAGCUAGAAAAGGUGAGGAAAAGGAUUCCUCCAGAAAGCGUCCGGGUUCUGUGGACACUUUCACUUUAGACAAGCCUGACUUUGGACUACUGAUCUCCAAAAUGAUAAGAAAAUAAAGCUGUGUAGUUUAAAGCCA
Cavia porcellus (domestic guinea pig) is the source of this 3380-nucleotide messenger RNA. RefSeq names its product zinc finger protein 575 (gene Znf575). The transcript is spliced from 4 exons. Gene Ontology annotation, molecular function: RNA polymerase II cis-regulatory region sequence-specific DNA binding; DNA-binding transcription factor activity, RNA polymerase II-specific. Gene Ontology annotation, biological process: regulation of transcription by RNA polymerase II. The coding region runs from base 496 to 1233 and encodes 245 amino acids. NCBI's taxonomy places the organism in Eukaryota, Metazoa, Chordata, Mammalia, Rodentia, Caviidae. The record is from RefSeq and is a predicted model, not a curated record.